GCUUUUUGGAUGGGCACGGUCGUCAAGGUGUAAAAAUGUCUGACCAACCCAAACAUGGUCCUCCACACGGGAUGGAAAAACAUGAUUUAGGAGGCAAUAAUGACCUCGGCGCUCUUAGUCAGGCUCAACAAGCGGAUCUAAACCAAUUUAAAGUAUGGAAUUAUUGUGUGUUUAGUGAAUUGGGGAACCUCUAAUGUACUAUUUAAUUUAAGGAGUAAAAAUUACUAAAAAUGUAUGUGAAAGUAUUAAGUAUUGAUUGAGGACUCCCCCCCACUUUUUUUUUUCCUCGGCUCUGCUCUGGAAAUGUUCAAUACGCUUAAAAGGUCGAGAUUUCUCUCUUAGGACCUUGGCCAUGGAACAUGGCCCAGUAGUCCCUGGGGACUCCGGCCAUGUAACAUGGUCUCGAGUAUGGGUGUUUGGGCAGUUUGCUUCCACUCAUACUCAUUGGGGAGGUGGUUUUGCUUGGCUACCCCCCCCCCCCUCUUGCCCAUUGAGUCAUUCUGUCUGGACGUUGGUUUGGAAUGGCUUUGCUUCCUCUCGGGGAUGGUGUUGCAUUACCUCACCCCACCGUCCAGGGAACCGUACGGCUCUGCUCUCAUCUUGUCUAUUUCUAAUAAUUCUAAGUAUUAAUACUUAUUAACUGUAAAAACUUUCUAGGAAGUCUAGCUAUAUCUACUUAAAAAACAUUUUGGGAGCUUCAAAUUUCAAAAGUGAAGUCGAGUUAAAAUAAAAAAGGCACUACUCAAAACAGCAGACCAAAAUUAAAAUUAGAAUAAGAAAGUGUCCGGCUACCAGCCUAAUGUGCAAACCCCCCCCCCUCCUAUAAUUGGUGAAAUAAUUUUUUUACUUCAAUUUUUUUUUCAGACUAAUUAUUGCUUGUAAUAAUAUUUAAAAUAAUAUAUAAUAAACAAUAUCAUAGCAGGCAGGUCACAAGCACCUGUUCAUAUUGCCAGGAAACAUUCUGCAAACUUAUGACGCAGAGCCGAAGGCACUGUAAGUGUAUGACAGCAUGCUUUGGUUAGUGUGGCAGUGUUGUUUGCUGAGCACCAUCUAAUAUGAAACAGUAAUUCAACAGAGAUAACUUUUGUUUCUCUCUUGCAUUUUUUUUUUCUUUUCAGGAGAUGAUGGUGAUGAAAAGGCUGUUAGCCAGACACUUUCUAAUGAAAAAUAUUAUAUUUAACAUUUGGGACCACCGUUCUGAUGAGUGCCGUUUAAAUUAGUACUUUGACAUAAAUUUUUUAUUUUGUCUGAUGACUGCCAUAAAAGAUACAUAAUUUUAAAGGGAUAGUUAUAAUAAGCUUUAUAAAAACAUCAAUUUCAUAUUUUUAUCUUUUACAGAGGUGAAGUAGUCAUAGUUAUGUUGUUGUUUUUUUAAUUUUUAAAGCCCCUGUCCUUAUUUAUCUUUGUAUUUAACUAUGAAAACGUGUGACCGACUUCCAAAAUUUCUACCUUAUUUGCCCACAACUUUUUAUUUUAAAAGUUAAUGUUAACAAGUUUUUAGAAGACAUUCUCAAUGCAGAAUACAACACAAUGAACAACUAAACUUUUAGAUAACAUUAAGACUUUUUAUUUUUGAUAAUUUUAUUUGAGGGUAAUUAAAAAAAAUCCUGAAAUGAUAAAUUGGAAAAUUAUUAAUUGAUAGUACUUAUAGAGACAAAAACAAAAACGAACACAUUGUAUUUUCAUUAAAUUUAAAUGUGCUUCAAUUAAAUUUUAAAUCAAUGCUUAUAUUUAUAAAAGAUUGGCAGAAGUAUUUUAAAAAAAUAUAAUUGAAUGCAUGAAAUUAUUUUAAAAAUUAUCUCAGUAAUAUGUCAUAGAGUGACACAAUUUCCACAAAAAUAUAUAAAUUUAAGUUAAUGUAUCAGCAUGCUUAGCCUACUGCAUUGGAAUAAUAAUUAAUUGAAGUAUUAAUAGUAAUAGCAAUGGUUUUUAUUGUGUUAUUAUUCACUAGGCUAAGAACAAGAAAAUGUAGUUAACAUCAAAAUUUUAACUGAAAAUAAAAUUUUUGAAGAAUUAUCUCAAUUAUAGCAAUUAAUUAAAAUUGUUGAGAUGGGCAUAAUAUUGAAGCAAUAAUUAUUUUUUUUAUUGUUAAAACAUAUUUAAUAGAAUAAAUAUUUCUCAUUUCACAAAAUGAACUGAUUUUGUAGACAGUAACUGAUGUUAGACUUGAUUUUUUAGAUGAAAACAAGAAUUGGCAAUGAGAAAUACCUACGUGAACAUCCAGAGGUUGAGUGCCUGAUUGCCGGAUUUUUGGGGUAAGCACUAGACAAGUUUGCAUUUGAUAAUUUGUUUCCAGAAUUGUCAUUUUCAUUAGAUGGUAUGCAUAGUAGAUGUAAGAUCUAGAAAAUCAAAUGUGGAUUUAUAUCUCACAGUUGACUUAGUAAAGCUCACAGUACAAAUAAACAUUUUAUUUUAAAAAUAUCACAGCUCAAUAAUAUAAGCAAAUUUAUUGUGAAUUGGAUUCUUGGGUGCAUCCUUUCCUUUUCCUUGACAACACAUCUGGUACGGAAUGCAAAUUUUAUUUAAUGACCUUAUGUUUGUUUAGAUUUUAGAAGAUUAGAAUUCAUAUUAUUUUAGUUGUUAUGUCUCAAACAUUAGCUCACUAUUUAUGGCUUGUGUAUUUUAAAUAUUUUCCCUUUAACUACAUGUUCUGACAGAAAUUAAUAAGUUUUAAAAUAUUCUUUAAACAAUAUUUGCUAACAGUAUUUUGUUUAGUAUCUUAAUAUUAAUUUAAUUUAAUAUCAUAUUUUACAAGUGAUGUUCUAACAAAACGGCCAGAAAGUAUAAGAGAAUUUGCUGCAGGUAAGCAAGCUUUAAAUCAAAAGGUCUUUUUUAAUUAUUCUUUUAUUCAUCAUGUUAAAUUUUUGUAAAUGAAAUGGACCACUACCUUAACAGAUGUGUAACAGCAUAAUCUGACCGCCUGACAUGCAUAGCUUUAAAAAAUUAAACACCUAAACACGCUGCUAGUAAAAUGAAGGUUUUUCAGGAUGCAAGAUUCAAUGAGCCUACUGAAUGCUUUUUUAAAAAUAAAGUAAUUUAAAAAAAUGCUUUUUUGUGUUCUUUAUUGUAACAUAAUUAUUACAAAUACAUUUUUAAAAAGUAAUAAAUGUCUUUAAUCUGAACUGAUGGCAUAUUUAAAAUUGUGCUUACUAAGUAUUUGCUUGAAAUUAACCAGUUUAGAAUUUGAAUGCAAACAAUUACUGUUAUUCAAAUUUAUCAGUAAAGAACACGAGAAUAUGCCAUGUAUUUUAUUUUCCACUUCUCAUUUCAGAAUAUUUUACAAACCCAACCCUCCCAGAAAAAGUAGAGAAGCAGCUCACUGAACGCCAAGAGAAACUGAAGCAAAACAGGGUUAUUCAGAGUCUUACAUAGGAGACAUUUCUUCAGUUAAAAAUACGUAAUCAUCCCUUGUCAUAUCCACAAAUUUUACAUGGAAUCCAGACAAAUGUAGUGAAACGAUCUUGUUAACAAAUAUAUCUGAAUAUUUUGUUUAUUGCAAGAACAUUAUUUGCUACCCAAUUCAAGUCUCUAUAUCAAUUGAUGAAAGCAAAAGGCAAGAACAAAAAAUGUAUUUGGAAAGAAGUAGAAUAUAUUCAUAUCAUUCUCAAGGACAACAAAUAAUAUGGGCAAACUGACAAAAAGCCAGCAAAUGUAUCAGACAAAAAUAUUUUUGACAAAUUCUAAGCCUUUGCCCUCUCCACUAAAAUUUCCUUGAAUCCUAUAUCCACUGUGCAAGAUCAUGGCUAUAGUUUGUUUUUAAUUUUUGUGAAUAGAGGGAGAUCUUUAUAACAAGGACAACACAACAUAUUUAAAUCAUUUGAGCAUUUUUGGCCAAUGUUGGCAGUUUUUUAGGUAGUUUAAUUUCUCGCCCGAAGUCAUUUCGUUUGUGCAGUGUAAGAUACAAAUUUAUUUAUUACAAGAAUCUCAUUUCCGUAAGCGCUCUUAGCAAGCCAAAAGAUUUAAAAUCUUUUAAGAUUCAAAAGAUUUUAUAAAUUAUUAAAAUUAAGUGAGGACCGUUAUGUGGGUUGUUCAUAAUUUUUAUCAGAAGUAUUUUGAAAUGUACAUAAUUGAAACUGUUGUGUGUUAGGUGAUUCUUUUAAUGACCAUCAACUCCUGAAUUGCUUGGUUUAAUUCUCAUUUUUGUUUGUUUAAAUACCAAUGGCAAAUUUUAUUCUCAGACAUUUUAUUUUGUAAAAAUCAUAUAAACUUCAUUGUCAUUUACUGAAGUCAUGUGACAUUUGUAUUUUCAUCCUUAUAUCCUAAAUGUCAAACUGUGCAAUGUUGAAACCCCUUUAAGAGGUUGUGUUUUUUUUAGCUGAUUGUCUAGGAGACAUGUUACCGUCCUGCUACCUGUGAAGCCUACUGUUAUAGAAACUUCUUAUGUACACAUUAUUUUUUGUUUUUUUUUAGAUCUCAUUAAAUAUUGAAAAAGAAAUUCUUUUUGUUAUCGGUUUGAUCAAGUUAAUUUAUUUAAACAUAGUGAACAAAUCAUCCGGCUGAAUGAGAUGAACAUGGUAAUGGAAAUAGAGUCUGUUUUACAUACAGCUAUUUCAAAAUGAAACAUUGAGGAUGAAAAGAUGCCAUAAAGUCAAAGAAAAGUUUAAUCCAUUUUUCCUCAUUAACAUUUAUGGCAUUCAUAAAAUACAUCAAAUGAAUAUACAUAAUGAAUAUAAAUGUUGUUGUUAUUUUUUAAACAACACGUUGAGGCACUAAAUGUUUACUUUUUAAAGUGCAAAUUUUUACCCAUUUUAUGUGUGAUAUUAAAUUAUAUACAUUCAUGAAAUCUUAUCAUGAUCACUUCAGUAUUCAACUAU
Molecule: messenger RNA, 4814 nt
Organism: Lymnaea stagnalis (great pond snail)
Lineage: Eukaryota; Metazoa; Mollusca; Gastropoda; Lymnaeidae
Source: the annotation of a GenBank genome assembly